Molecule: messenger RNA, 678 nt
Organism: Alternaria rosae
Lineage: Eukaryota; Fungi; Ascomycota; Dothideomycetes; Pleosporales; Pleosporaceae
Exons: 3
Coding region: 142-678 (178 amino acids)
Source: RefSeq, a predicted model, not a curated record
GUGAGUGCCAUGGGUGACGUUCGUUCGGUGUCGAUCCAGACCAGACGCUAAUUGCAGAAGCUAAGUAGCCUGGAACCCCACUCCGCUGGUUCUCAUCUAUGUUCCUGCAUAUCGCGAUUCCUACAUUGAAGCGAUACGAUCAUGUCGAAGAAGGGAAAUGACACCCCUUCUUCCAUUCGUAUUCGGGAGAAUCAGCGGCGCUCGCGUAAUCAGCGCAAAGAGCUCAUCCAGGACUUGCAGCGACGCGUGCAGGAAUAUGAAGCCAAAGGCAUCGCCGCUACCCAAGAAAUGCAACGCGCAGCUCGCAAGGUUGCAGAGGAAAAUGCACGCCUGAAGAGCUUGCUAGCAAGCCGUGGUGUAUCGCACGAGGAAGUGGAUGCGUAUCUACGAUCCUUCGACGCGGCGAGCGCUCCAAGCCCCUCCGCUGCCGCGCUGUUUGCUCAACCAGCGAUGCGACCUCAGGCCUCACUCACUCCCGCGCAAAGCUCUGUCGGAUACGCGAAGUAUCCUUCGCUCGACAAUGGUUUGCUGAUAUCAUGCGAGACCGCUGCCACCAUCAUAUCAGAGAUGCGUGGCGACGGUGAUAGACAUCGGAUACGGGCGAGUCUGGGUUGUCAGGGAGACCAGGAAUGUAGUGUCAAAAAUACGCUUGUUCUGGAGCUUAUGGAUGAGAGGUAG